This is a messenger RNA of Lycium ferocissimum, 1203 nucleotides long. RefSeq names its product isoflavone reductase homolog A622-like. Lineage: Eukaryota; Viridiplantae; Streptophyta; Magnoliopsida; Solanales; Solanaceae. Gene Ontology annotation, molecular function: oxidoreductase activity. The record is from RefSeq and is a predicted model, not a curated record. The transcript is spliced from 5 exons. The coding region runs from base 130 to 1056 and encodes 308 amino acids.
CCUCCACCUUAAGCCAAUCCAUUUUUUCUUUUGGUAUAAUAUUUUGUACCCGAUAUUUACUAGCCCGACUUUCAAACUAGCUCCGCAAAAGACCUAAGCUACCUUUUGUUCUUCUCUUAGUAGUAGAAAAUGAAAGACAAAAGCAAGAUCUUAAUAAUUGGAGGCACAGGCUAUAUAGGAAAAUACCUUGUGCAGGAAAGUGUAAAAUCUGGUCAUCCAACUUGCAUUUUGGUUAGAGAAAGCACACUUGCAAACCCUGAGAAGUCAAAACUCAUAGACACAUUCAAGAAUAAUGGUGUUACACUAUUUUACGGAGAUAUAUCCAACCAAGAAAGCUUGAUCAAGGCAAUCAAGCAGGUUGAUGUGGUGAUUGCCACUGUUGGGGGAAGUCAAUUUGCUGAUCAAGUGAACAUCAUCAAAGCAAUCAACGAAGCUGGAAAUAUCAAGAGAUUUCUUCCUUCAGAAUUUGGAUUCGAUGUGGAUCACGUUCAUGUAGUUGAGCCAGCUGCAUCACAUUUUGCUCUCAAGGCCAAAAUCAGGAGGAUGAUAGAGGCACAAGGAAUUCCAUAUACAUAUGUCAUCUGCAACUGGUUUGCUGACUUCUUCUUGCCCAACUUAGGGCUCUUACAAGCUAAAAGUCCUCCUAGAGACAAAGUGGUCAUUUUUGGCAAUGGAAACCCCAAAGCAAUAUAUGUCAAGGAAGAAGACAUAGCCACAUACACCAUUAAAGCAGUAGAUGAUCCACGAACCUUGAAUAGAACUCUUCACAUGAGACCUUCUGCCAAUAUUUUGUCCUUCAAUGAGAUAGUGUCCUUGUGGGAGAAAAAGAUUGGCAAGACCCUCGACAAGUUGUAUCUUUCAGAGGAACAUAUUCUCCAGAUUAUACAAGAGGGACCUUUGGGAUUAAGAGUAAAUUUGGCGAUAUGUCAUUCAGUUUUUGUUAAAGGAGAUUCUGCAAACUUUGAGGUUGAUCCUUCUACAGGCGUCGAAGCCACCAAGCUUUAUCCGGAUGUCAACUACACAACUGUCAACGAGUACUACAAUAAAUUUGUCUAGGCUGUGGACACUGCAAUCUACUAUAUAUGAACACAGAUUUGAUUAAGUUGAAACUGUUUCUAUUUAAUAAAUAAUGUUAAUAUUGUAAUUUCGAUUGUAUUGGAUGUUUUUUUGUUAUGGUCUCAUCACUAUUUUAAUCGAAAAGCU